AUGGUGUCCGCGGCCCCACUAUCUCUCUCGCGGGCCCCAUCCGCCUCGAUUAUUGGGGCGGCAGGCGGCCCCGAAGCCUCCCGCCACGUGGACCCGGCCGCUGCCCUUCAGGAGGUGUUGGAGAAGAACGCACUAGAGGCGCAGCAAGAGCGGGAGGCCGCAGCCCGAGCGGAGGCGGAGGCGGCCGAUGCAGCGCGGGCGAAGGCCGACGCGACGGCCAAGGCGCAAGCCGACGUGGCUGCCAAGGAGCAGGCGGCCGCGGCCGCCAAGGCGCGGGAGGAGAAGGCAUCCCGUGACAGGGCUCCAAAGGCCAUUGGCCUGCAACAUGCAGAGCCGCCGGUGCUGGAGGACUACCACAACCUUCGCACGUCCGCUUACAACUCCGAGUUCCAGGAGCUGACCAAGCGGACCACUGAUCUGAACCAGAGCCUAAAGGCCACCGCUGAUCUGUGGCAGUGCCUGGGCGAGGUCGAAUCCGAGCUCCCCACCAAGGAGCAGGAGCGCAGCCAAGCCGCCCAGGAGCGUGACCGCCUAGCGAAGCAGGUGGCAGACCAGGCGGAGAGGCACAAGGCGGAGGUGCAGCGGUUGAAGGACGGCGAAACUCUCCUCAGGGCCGAGUUCGAGACUCAGCGCUCGGACUGGGCCGAGAGGGAGAAGUUCCUGUCGGACGGCUACAACGAGAUUGAGGACAUGAUCGACAAAUUUCUUCCUAGUCAGUCCAUCGCCGUCAGCCAGGCCAUCGAGGCAUGGCGUGAGGUGCGAAGGAGGGCAGGCAUGGGCAUUCCGCCCAACUCGCCUCGGAACCUCGACGAGCAGCUUCUGGCCAUCAAGACGCGGCUGGUACCAGCUCACUGCCUGCUCCGCCACCUGCAGCGCGUUGGGUCCCAGGUGCUGGCCGCGCUCUGGCCGGAUGGUCAGGUCCCGCUCACCCCCAGUCAGACUGCCGACAGGCUGGAGGUAGCAAUCAGGCGGUUCGAGGCCUGGAAGGGCGCCGCAGCUCGAGCAGGCGCCAGGGCUGCCCUGGAAUUCGCCAAGGCCUAG
Messenger RNA from Aegilops tauschii subsp. strangulata, 1041 nucleotides. Lineage: Eukaryota; Viridiplantae; Streptophyta; Magnoliopsida; Poales; Poaceae. The record is from RefSeq and is a predicted model, not a curated record.